Molecule: messenger RNA, 1376 nt
Organism: Neocloeon triangulifer
Lineage: Eukaryota; Metazoa; Arthropoda; Insecta; Ephemeroptera; Baetidae
Product: double-stranded RNA-specific editase 1-like
Exons: 8
Coding region: 135-1190 (351 amino acids)
Source: RefSeq, a predicted model, not a curated record
AAAACCGCAUCUGAGCACACCGGUCGCCCAUAUUUGCAUGUUUUCGCUUGUUCGGUUCUGAUUGAACGCAGGUUUGCGUGCAUUCCUGCAAACAGAUUCUGAAUAUUUCUCGAGUUUGAGAUUUAAGGUUGACGAUGGCGUACCAGACGCGGAACAGAGGUCGCCCCACCGCAGCGCAACUGAUGAUGCAGCAGCAGCAGCCGGCGACGGCGGCGCCGACGCAGCUGGCCGUGCAGCCGCAGAUCGUGUUCAGCCAGAAGGAAGAGGCGCCGGAAAUUGACGCCAAAAUGGACCAGGACGACGAGUACGAAGACCUGCUCGAGCCCGACGAACCCGGCGGCGUCAAGGCCAAGAAGUGGAUGCUCAAGAAGAAGGACCCGCUUUUCAAAGUUAGUAAGAAGGUGCGGCGCAAGAGGAUGAACGCCCGGCUGCGCAGACUGCUGCAGCCCAAGAACGCCAUCAUGGUCCUCAACGAGAUGAGCGAGUCGGUCAAGUUCACAUUCCACGAUCCUAUAAACCCUGCCAGCACCCUUUUCGCCGUUACCGUCGAGGUUGACGGACACGUCUUCACAGGACAAGGACUGUCGAAACCAGCUGCAAAACAGGCCGCCGCCGAGAAUGCCCUGCGCAACCUCUUGAUGGAAAAAAUGGCGCAAAGUGAGUCCGGCGCUGGAGAAAGUGAAGAGAUGAACAUCAAAGAGGAGGAGAACAAGGCCAACAUAUCGGACGUUCCUCCCGGCGAAGAGCCUCCGCUGCUGGACCAGGAAGGCCGUCCGGUCAACGGACAACCUCCGCAGCCGGAAGACGACGUUCCGUGGGGCAGUCUAGCUUCGUUUGCGUUGUAUAAACUGUUUAACGAAUGGCAAAGCCAAGGCGUGAAUGUCAAUUUCAAGCCAGCAUCAAAACCGGCAGCUGGACAAACAGAGACUCGAGCGGCCCCUGCGCCAAUGAAAAAGUUGCCUGACAACCCUACAGACAGGCAUCCUGUCAUGCUGUUGAACCAGCUGCGUCCGAAUGCAGUUUUCGAAGACGCUGGAUCUCAGGGCGUCCCUCCCAACAUCAUGUUCACCGUGUCCGUCACGGUCGACAGUGCUUCUUACCAAGGCAUUGGCAAGAACAAAAAGGACGCCAAAAAAGAGGCUGCCAAGCAAGCCCUGGCCACAAUUUUUGAUGUGCACUACGACAACUAAUGCCGCAGCUCUUGCGGCCAACUAUUGUUUUAUUUUGUAACAAAUUUACUGAAAUCUCGAUGUGUAUUCAAUCAGCGGUGUUUUUAGAAGAAGCGUAAAAUAAUAUUAAAGAGUAGUUUUUAGCUCUACUGCUGAAGAAUUGCAAGUGGAAAUAAAUUAAGUGGUUUGAAAAUCACGUCCGCAAAG